Molecule: messenger RNA, 1533 nt
Organism: Penicillium maclennaniae
Lineage: Eukaryota; Fungi; Ascomycota; Eurotiomycetes; Eurotiales; Aspergillaceae
Product: cytochrome P450
Exons: 5
Coding region: 1-1533 (510 amino acids)
Molecular function (GO): heme binding; monooxygenase activity; oxidoreductase activity, acting on paired donors, with incorporation or reduction of molecular oxygen
Source: RefSeq, a predicted model, not a curated record
AUGGAUUGUCUUCUCCUUUGCGCUGCUCUAGUGGCAUUGACCCUCUUCAUCUUCUACGGGGUGCAUAUAGUCAUCUAUCGUCUGUACGCUCAUCCAUUAGCCGGGUUUCCCGGUCCCAAGCUUGCCGCUGCUACUUCCCUCUAUGAGUUCUACUACGACGUUGUCAAGAGUGGAAUGUAUAUCUGGGAAAUCGAGCGUAUGCACCAGCAGUACGGCCCUAUCGUCCGAAUUAAUCCCCAUGAACUCCAUAUCAAAGACCCUUACUAUUACGAAGAAAUCCACGCUUCCGGAUCUCGCAAACGUGCCAAAAACCCAAAGUACGCUAUUGCGUUCGGCGCUCCCUACUCUCUCGUCGGAACUAUCGGCCAUGACCACCACCGUUUGCGCCGCAGCUUCGUCGCAAAUUACUUCUCCAAACGCUCGGUCAUGGAUCUCACCCCCAUGAUCAAUCAAAAGGUCGACAAAUUGAUCGCCCGCUUCGAGGACGCCUACCACCAGGAUACAGUCCUACAUCUAAUGCUGGAUUUCGCUGCUCUGACCGCCGACGUAAUCACCUACUACUCCUUCGGCUGGAGCCACGGAUACCUGGAUGAUGCAAAUAGCUCGAGUAGCAAUGACUUCGUCGACGCCGUUAACGGUCUGAUGUCCAUGUUCCAUAUCAACCGCUUCUUCUCCAUUCUCAUCACCAUCUUCCGCGCAGUCCCACCGAAAGUGGUGGGCUGGCUGCAGCCGCAAAUGGCAGAUCUGUACAAAUUCAAAGCUAAGCUUCGUCGACAGGCUAGCGAGACUUUGAAAAAGCGGGGGAACCAUGCGGAUAGCAAAGACCAGGUAUCAAUUUUUGAUGCUCUAGUGAGUCCGCAUGUGCCACCUGAGGAGAAGACUCUGGACCGGUUGGAGGAUGAGUCCGCCUUACUGUUAGGUGCUGGCACGGAGACCACGGCGCGCGCUAUCGUGCUCACGAUGUUCCAUCUGAUUAACAAUAGAAAUAUGACACUGAAAUUGCGCGAUGAGCUGAGGACUGUACUGGAGACGCCUACUUCCAAGGCUUCGUGGACUCAACUCGAGAAGCUUCCUUAUCUGACAGGUGUCAUCAACGAGGGUCUCCGUCUAAGUCACGGCAUGAUUGCACGGCUAGGUCGCGUUUCACCCAACGACCCGAUGAUCUACAGAGAUUGGGUCAUCCCCGCGGGUACACCAGUCAGUCAGUCGAACUACUUCGUACACAUGGACCCAACCCUCUUUCCCGAGCCCGAGAAGUUUGACCCCGAGCGAUGGAUUCGUGCUGCAGAGAACGGCGAAUACCUCAGCCGAUUCAUCGUCGCGUUCACCAAGGGCAGCAGACUGUGUCUUGGGAUGAACCUCGCUUACGCAGAAAUCUACAUGUCCCUGGCCCAUAUCAUCCGCCGCUUCGACUUCGUUCUCCAUGAAACCACAAUGGACAACAUCGCCGUCUACCGCGAGCUCGGAAUCGCAUACCCAAAGAAAGGCUGCUUUAGCGUCAAGGCCAAGGUUGCUGCUAUUAUCGAGAAAUGA